AUGCGUAGAUAUGCAGAUCGUAUAUUAUCAGGUGGAGAGGAACUGUUCGAUAUGAAGAAGAAAUUUGAGAGAGAUUUGGAGGUUGGAGCUGUUGGGGAUUUUCAAACAACCGAGGAUCAACUCAUAGAAUUUAUCAAGAUAAGAAAGGGAGAGAAAAAAAAGGCCCUAGAUCUUUUUGCAACAAUAGCAGAUCAUAUUGUGGCUUCAGAAGGCAGUCCCUAA
Messenger RNA from Dovyalis caffra, 222 nucleotides. The record is from the annotation of a GenBank genome assembly. Lineage: Eukaryota; Viridiplantae; Streptophyta; Magnoliopsida; Malpighiales; Salicaceae.